Messenger RNA from Brassica rapa (field mustard), 498 nucleotides. Its product is annotated as glycine-rich protein 23-like. Lineage: Eukaryota; Viridiplantae; Streptophyta; Magnoliopsida; Brassicales; Brassicaceae. The record is from RefSeq and is a predicted model, not a curated record.
AUGAUGGGCAUUUAUGAUGUUAAAGAAAACUUUUUUAUUCCCACCUCGAAUGCUCGCCGUGCUGGACCGAGAAACUCAGCUUUUGGAGCUCCAACUUUGGUAAAUGGCACCAGCUCUCGAGCACCACCACCACCGAGCUCCAUGGGGAAUACGGCUGGUGGAGGCUCAAUGAGCAGGGCUUUGGUCUCUGAUGGAGGAAGUAUACUGAGCUCUACGGGGAGUAUGGGUGGUGGAGGCUCAAUGAGCAGGGCUUUGAUCUCUGAUGGAGGAAGUAUACUGAGCUCUACGGGGAGUAUGGGUGGUGGAGGCUCAAUGAGCAGGGGAUUGAUCUCUGAUGGAGGAAGUAUAAUGAGGUCUACGGGGAGUAUGGGUGGUGGAGGCUUAUUGAGCAGGGCUUUGAUCUCUGAUGGAGGAAGUAUAAUGAGCUCUAUGGGGAGUAUGGAUGGAAGUACUGAACAUAAUAGAUCAAUGAUGAUUGGGCUCCAAGGUACUUCAUGA